AUGUUGGGCUAAAUAUAUUUUUUCUCAAAUUUAGUAGAACAUUUUCUUUAAAUCCUCGGCUCCAUCGCUAGUUUUCAGAAAAAUAAAUAAUAAUUAAUCCAAAAUUAAAAAAAAAAGAGGAAAAAGUUUUUAAAAAACAGAAGAAAUUAAAAUUCAAGCAAAUUUCUUUCAGAUAUUAAAACAAACCUCGAUGACUUGAAAAAAAUUCUAUUGAGUAUCUACUUGCACUCGCUCGUGAUCUAUCUUUCUUUCUUUAAGAAGUAAGCGACAGUGCUCUAGUACUUACUCAUCUCCUAAUAUGAAUUUUAACAAAGAACAAAAAAACUUUCUACUUUUCAAAAAAUGUAGUUAGUUAGUACUUAAAAAGUAAUUAGUUCUCCACUUAGUUUUCUUUUAAAAGAAAUUCAAGUUAGAGUGCGAGUUUCAUGUUCGAUCGCUCUACUUGUUUUUGUUUAAUGA
Tetrahymena thermophila SB210 is the source of this 459-nucleotide messenger RNA. RefSeq lists its product as hypothetical. Lineage: Eukaryota; Ciliophora; Oligohymenophorea; Hymenostomatida; Tetrahymenidae. The transcript has a single exon. The record is from RefSeq and is a predicted model, not a curated record.